Messenger RNA from Tetranychus urticae (two-spotted spider mite), 1370 nucleotides. RefSeq lists its product as uncharacterized. Lineage: Eukaryota; Metazoa; Arthropoda; Arachnida; Trombidiformes; Tetranychidae. The record is from RefSeq and is a predicted model, not a curated record.
GCUUAUAGAACAUAAGCCUUUAUAGCGACUUAAAAAGAUAGAGCCAAAAUUGGUAAAAUUUAAUCAGUUUAUUUUGUUGAAAUAAACGUCUUAAAUAAGGCAGUAUAUAAAUUGAAAUUUCUAGUAGAGGUAUCUCAUUGUCAACCUGACAACUGUGAAUGAUAUACACACUGUUUACUAAACCUUGAGUUUUAACCUGUGUCUUCUCACCAUUGCUAUCUGCCCACUGUAUUUUCAACAGUUUUUGUAAUUUCUGUUCAUUGUGUUUCCUUAUUACCCAGUGAUUCUUUUCGACAUGGCAUCUAGUUCUAUCAUCCCCGGUAAAAUUACUCUUCACUCUACAUCAAAAAUACCAUUAAGUGAACGAUUCAAAAUGGUACAGCAAACUGCUUUGAUAAAAAAGAACAUUGAACCGGUUGCGCGGCGACCAAAAGUGAACCCGGGUCCUCAGAGAUCCUCUGUGAAACCGUCAUUUCAAGGAUCCAGGAAAAACAGGCUACUAGCUGCAUCAAUGGCACAAAAACCUUCAGUUUUAGCUGCUCUCAAAAUUAAAAAGAAGAGCAUCAAACAACGUCUCGGUGCUAAACAAUCACGAACUGGAUCAACAGCUCUAGCAAAUAGAUCCUUUUCUGGUUCUCGAAAACCUAACAAGCGAAGUUUGAGUGAUCGACUUCAAAUUGCUCCAAAACCCGGAACAAAUGUUAGAAGGCCAAAGUUAAACCGAAACAACUUUGUCGGUGCCACUCAAGUUUCCCCUAAAAAUGUUCGCAGAGUCAACCGUAGACAAGGUGGUGUCAUAUCUUCAUCUGAUAACAAUUUAAAAAGAAGACCCAUGAACUCUCGAUUCAAUAGCAAUAAUAAUGUUGCUAACAAGAAGAAUCAAAAUCAACCUAAUCGAUCACAGAGACAAAGGAAUAACAAUGCUGCUGUAAGAAAAGGCCAACGAGUCAAUCAACAUAUGAAAAACCGAAAACUCGCAACCAACAACUUUAAAGGUAACCAGCGAAACCCUCAGUUAAAUCAAAGACAAUUUAAUCGCCGAAACAACCAAGUUAAACCUGGACAAGGAAUGAGAUCUCGAGGUGGAUUCAACCAAGAACAAAGAAACGUUAAUGUCAAGAAAAGAUUUCAAAAUAGAAAACCAAACAGACAGAAUCAAAGGAGAAGGAAUCCAGAUAAAAAUACACUUGACAAAGAUUUGGAUGCAUAUAUGGCCAAGACUCGAAACCAACUUGAUGCUGACUUAGAUGCCUACAUGGCUGGUACUUGUAACUAAUUUUAUUUGAUGUAUAAGAUUAACACUAUGUUCAUUUAACUGUUGUAAAUAUUUGAUUUAAACUAGUGAUGUGAUUUAAUAAAAAUAUUAUUAA